Messenger RNA from Ruditapes philippinarum (Manila clam), 582 nucleotides. RefSeq lists its product as uncharacterized. The record is from RefSeq and is a predicted model, not a curated record. Lineage: Eukaryota; Metazoa; Mollusca; Bivalvia; Venerida; Veneridae. The transcript has 3 exons. Bases 101 to 463 code for a protein of 120 amino acids. Gene Ontology annotation, biological process: positive regulation of voltage-gated potassium channel activity; regulation of synaptic transmission, cholinergic; sleep.
CCACACUAUUCCUGUCAUACUUUACAUUUAAUAGGAUAUAGCUCUCUCCUUAGCAGGAUUUAUUAGUUUUGUUUCAUAUACGAUACAGAAAUAUAACAUAAUGAAAAUAGUGAUUUGUUUUCUUAUAUUUUUAUCAUCCUUGUUUCAAUAUACAGCAGGUAUUGAAUGUUAUGAAUGUGCUGAUUGUACCAUUCCGUUUAGCAGUUACUUCGCUAAUAAGAUAAACUGUGAUAGUUCCUCCUGUAUGAAAAUGAAUAUCACAACAAAAUUCAACAAAAUGGCAAUAGUAUCUCGUGGAUGCAGCACGGUUGGAUUUCAAGCAGAGAGAUGUGAAUAUAUACAUGUUUCUGGAACCACGAGCGAGAUUUGUUAUUGCAAUGACGAUGAAUGCAACAAAGCGGAUUCUACUAAAAUGACAUUAACAAUAUUGUUUGCAUUUUUUUCUUCUUCAUUGUUGUUAUAACUUUUGUGUCAGGAACAUCAUAAAUAGUGUUUUUACGUAAAUGCAGUGAAGUCUUGAUCAGUGUCAGUGUAAUAUAAUGAAAUGUCAAGAAGUUUGAAUAUAAAUGUUUAUGAUUAUAA